AUGUCGAGACGGUCCGCGGUGGUGGGCCGAUUUUCGGUAUUCGGCGUGUUGAUAUUGCUGCAUCUGGUUGCCUAUCUACAUGCUUAUCCGUAUGGUGAUCCGGUUGACGCGUUCAAUUCACAAAGCUGCACUCAGGAAUGCAGCAGCCAGGUCUCCGACUUUCUCUCCUAUCACGAAUGCUGUGGCGAUGACUGCUGUCAUCGAUAUCGUUUCUGGGUUAUCCCGGGGAUGAUUGCGGCUGUUGGAUUCUUUGGAGGUGCAUUCUUUGCCCUCUGUUUCCAAUGUCGA
Molecule: messenger RNA, 288 nt
Organism: Mesorhabditis spiculigera
Lineage: Eukaryota; Metazoa; Nematoda; Chromadorea; Rhabditida; Rhabditidae
Source: the annotation of a GenBank genome assembly